Molecule: messenger RNA, 1194 nt
Organism: Talaromyces atroroseus
Lineage: Eukaryota; Fungi; Ascomycota; Eurotiomycetes; Eurotiales; Trichocomaceae
Exons: 2
Coding region: 1-1194 (397 amino acids)
Source: RefSeq, a predicted model, not a curated record
AUGGCCUCACCAAUUGAGUCUACAGCAUCACUUUCGGUCGACGUAACCCUCGACCACCCAAACCGUCUGUUUGCACCUGGCGACACUAUCACUGGGAGUGUUAAUGGAUGGACGGGCGAAGCUUAUCUGGAUGUCUCUCUACAAGGACGCAGUGAAUCAUUCAUCCAGCCUGGAAACGGCGGGGCCAAGAAGGAUCGAUCACUGCUAAUCUAUCAAACAACCCGUUUCGAGCCAUCCGACUACGUGGAAUCUCCCAAAUUUUCACUCACCAUACCCUUAUCCGUAGAGAAAAACCCUGCGGAUCUAGCCAAGAAGAUUCACAGUGGACGCUCGUACUGGAGGCACUCUUGGCUAGAAGAAGAUGAUGCCUUUGAGAGCUCAGGAGGACAUCGGUUGCCGCCAUCCAUGAGCGUGCCGCGUCGACAACCCAGCCAAAACGACCCGAUGGCUGGAUGGUGUCAUAUUCAAUAUUCAGUGACUGCUACCAUCUCAAAGGGAAAGGGCGAAGGCGACGACGACAAAACCUCGUCAUAUCCGGAAACAGUGCGAAUUUCUGGACCCCCCGUGACUGUCCAAGAGCUCGAGCCAUUCAAAGGAGUAAUGCGAAAGGGACAGAGACAGUUCUGCAUGGACAGAAAAGAGCCUAAGAAACAAAAGACCUUCUCGUCGCGUUUGAGAAGUGCACUGAAUAUAUAUCCACUGCUCUGGCUCGCACCGACUAUCAUCGUCCCAAGAAACGCUGUUAUAGGAGACGACAUCAAAAUAUCCAUCCAGCUGCAACUGUCACCGGCGGAAUACAGAUUUGACCUUCCCCCGAUAUCUCUCCAUCAAGUCACCGCACAGAUUCGUGAUACUGCGGGCAUUCGUGGGACGCGGUCUGCUCUGGGUGUUACGCCCAGGAUUCCACAUUCGUGUAUUCCGACGUUCAAGACAUACAAUUUGUACAUGAAAUGGAAUGUCGCUGUGCAAAUGGUGCUCAGGGCCAUGGGUCAAGAGCAGAUAGAAGAGGUUGAAUGUGAAAUUGACCUCAUCCCACGGCUCAGAGGUAUAACGACGGACAAGACGCUGGAGGAGGAGGAUGUCGAUCCGGAAGCACCAGGCGCUGAUCAGAGUUCUGGACCAUCAUUAGGUAUUUCGGACGCGAUUGAUGCAGUAGGAUCAAUAGUAGGGCUUUUACAGAACUUCUCAAGCUAG